UUUGGUUGUGAGAGGUAGCACACUGCUAAAAUGGAAGCUGUUGAGUUGAAAGACGAGAAAAUCCAACCUACUAUUAAAGUAUAUCGCAAAAGAUGGAUCAUUUUGAUGAUUUAUUUUUUGUGUGUCUGGUUGUGUUCAGCGCAGACCAUUGAAUAUUCAAUUAUAACCAAUGUAGUUAUGAAAUAUUAUAAUGUGAGAGCUUCUACGGUAUACUGGACAGUGUUGUGCUUCAUUAUCAUUUGGCCAAUAUUCGUAUUUCCUGCAUCUUACAUUAUCGAUAAAAUGGGUUUGAGAUUUGCAGUAUUGAUUGGUAUUUUGUCUACGGCAAUUGGCUCAGGUGUGAAGGUGUUAUCUGUUGGCGAAAACUUAUUUUAUGUUGUUAUUCUGGGACAGAUGAUUGUUGCUGUAUCUGAAUUAUUCUUGUUUAAUCUACCAUCAAAACUUAGUGUGGUAUGGUUCAAACCUGAGGAGAUAUCAACAGUGUGCUCUCUAGGUAUACUUGGGAUGACAUCAGGAACUGCAAUUAGCUACUAUGUCCUUCCGAUAAUAGUAAAAGACAGCGACAAUAUGGAUGAAAUUGCUGCCGAUCUCAGAGUGAUGAAUUGGGGUGUAUUCCUUCUUUCACUACCAUUAGUGCCCAUCGUAUUUUUCUACUUUCCAGAAAGACCUUUGAAUCCACCAAGCAUGGCAAUGUUUGAGAAGAGAAAUCAGAGAAACAAAGUCACAAUGUCCUCAUUUUUGGAAUCAUUCAAACAUCUGAUGAAUAAUAAAGCAUUUUACUUACACAGCAUAGCAUUUGGAUGUAUCCUGGGAAUAUAUUCAGUAAAUGGAACACUUCUGAAUCAGUUUGUCUUGAGUUACUUCCCGGGUGCCCAAGAAGACGCUGGAAAAAUGGGGUCGCUGAUGAAAACUGCUGGUUUUGGCGGAUUGAUCCUAACAGGCAUCAUACUUGAUAAAACACAUAGAUAUAA
This is a messenger RNA of Leptinotarsa decemlineata (Colorado potato beetle), 971 nucleotides long. RefSeq lists its product as uncharacterized. Gene Ontology annotation, molecular function: heme binding; heme transmembrane transporter activity. The record is from RefSeq and is a predicted model, not a curated record. Gene Ontology annotation, biological process: transmembrane transport; heme export. Gene Ontology annotation, cellular component: membrane. Lineage: Eukaryota; Metazoa; Arthropoda; Insecta; Coleoptera; Chrysomelidae.